AGAAAAGAAAGGAAAAAAAAGAAAAAGUUGUGUAUCUUUUGUCUUUUUUAUAUCUUUUUUUGAUUAGUAUUGUAUUCUACAAGUAGUGGGGGUUGUUAAAGGCGUGUGGAACUUGAUCUAUAUUCUUUUUGUAAGUUGAAAAAAAGUGCUUAAAAGAUAAUAACUUCAAAAAUUUUGGGAACUUGGAAGCUUUUGGUGAGGUGGGUCUUGAUCUAUAUUACUAAACAAUUUCUGGGUAAGGUUUGAAAUCUGAAUUUGGGAUUAUAGGUAGGUGAGUUGUAUUGACAACUGGACAUUUUGCUGUAAAUUGGAGCUCAUUUUGAGUUGGUUUUUUUGUGUGGCUGUGUGAAGGAGGGUGAGAUGGGUUCGUUCGAAAGGCUUGCAACGAGGGUUGUGGAGACUCAGAUGCCGGUCAUGGUUAAGGUACAGGAACUGCAGCGAAGCUACACAAAUGCUGUGUCUUUGGCCCAGGGGGUAGUUUAUUGGCUACCACCCCAACAGGCAUUGGAUAGGGUCAAAGAACUUGUAUUCGAGCCUCCAAUUAGUCGUUAUGGUGCUGAUGAAGGUAUCCCUGAACUCAGGGAGGCAUUGAUAAGAAAGAUGCGUCUAGAAAAUAAACUGAACAAAUCUUCAGUGAUGGUUACUGCAGGUGCAAAUCAGGCAUUUGUAAAUCUUGUUCUUACAUUGUGUGAUGCUGGGGAUUCUGUUGUUAUGUUUGCGCCAUACUACUUCAAUGCUUACAUGUCCUUCCAAAUGACUGGCAUCACUAAUAUACUGGUGGGACCUGGUGACCCUAAGACACUAUAUCCAGAUGCAGAUUGGUUAGAGAGAACAUUGUUGGAAACUAAUCCAGCCCCAAAGCUUGUUACUGUUGUCAAUCCUGGCAACCCAACUGGGACUUAUAUUCCCGAGCCUCUUCUUAAGAGGAUUUCAGAUCUCUGCAGAGAUGCUGGAGCUUGGCUUCUUGUAGAUAACACAUAUGAGUACUUCAUGUAUGAUGGUCUAAAACACUCAUGCCUGGAGGGAAAUCACAUAGUCAACAUUUUUUCCUUCUCGAAAGCAUAUGGGAUGAUGGGAUGGCGUGUUGGAUAUAUAGCAUACCCUACAGAAGUAGAGGGCUUGGCUGAUCAACUCCUCAAAGUUCAAGACAACAUUCCCAUCUGUGCUUCAAUAAUUUCUCAACGUUUAGCCCUUUACUCCUUGGAAUUGGGACCUGAGUGGGUCACUGAGCGAGUAAAAGAUCUUGUCAAGAACAGAGAAAUAGUUUUAGAAGCACUCUCACCCCUUGGAGAAGAUGGCGUGAGAGGAGGAGAAGGUGCAAUAUACCUAUGGGCAAAGCUUCCAGGUCAAUAUGUUGAUGACUUCGAAGUUGUUAAAUGGCUUGCUCGUGAGCAUGGAGUGCUUGUGAUCCCGGGAAGCUCAUGUGGCUGUCCAGGGAACCUUAGGAUUUCCUUUGGAGGCUUGAUCGAGAGUGAAUGUAGAGCUGCUGCAGAAAGACUGAGGAGAGGGUUAGAAGAAUUGGUCAGAGAUGGCAUGGUGGAUAACUAAAAUUUUUAAGGUUAAUUCAAAACAUCAAAAUUGGAAGUACAUUUUGCAUUUGAAUAAUUGGACGCUUCAUGAAAUUAGAGCAUUAAUUCCAAUGUGUAUAUUCAGAAAGGUAUUUCCAAAUACAUUCAUGUAAUUUCAUAUACGUGCCAAAUGUUUCUUAGCUUGAUACUGAUAACAUCAUGGUAACAUAUUCGAUUUCUUUCUCUUUUUUA
Molecule: messenger RNA, 1760 nt
Organism: Quercus robur (English oak)
Lineage: Eukaryota; Viridiplantae; Streptophyta; Magnoliopsida; Fagales; Fagaceae
Product: aromatic aminotransferase ISS1
Exons: 9
Coding region: 361-1548 (395 amino acids)
Biological process (GO): biosynthetic process
Molecular function (GO): pyridoxal phosphate binding; catalytic activity
Source: RefSeq, a predicted model, not a curated record